This is a messenger RNA of Symsagittifera roscoffensis, 4958 nucleotides long. RefSeq lists its product as uncharacterized. The transcript is spliced from 31 exons. The record is from RefSeq and is a predicted model, not a curated record. Bases 205 to 4338 code for a protein of 1377 amino acids. NCBI's taxonomy places the organism in Eukaryota, Metazoa, Xenacoelomorpha, Acoela, Convolutidae.
UAUAACUGUGAUCAAUGCCACUAAUAAAGAUCUGCCAUCAGCCGACUACACUCUGGGGGUCGAUUACUGGUACAAAGCAUACGAACAUGGGGUCUGAGCUGCGCGGCUGCCUGCAGACAUGAAGCUAUCGCUCAAGUGGAUGGCCAGGUCAUAUUGUGUUGUGACGAUGCGCGAUUGGAUGGCCAGCCAUGUAACAAGGGUCCAAUGUCGCAACUUCAAACCUUCCAGAUGCAGAUUGCAACUCAGCAAUGUGGAACAAGAUGCAGUGACCGGAAGCAUGAUUUGAUCACUGAGAUGUGCACAGAGUGUGGCACUGACUACGACUGCUACUUCGGCAUGAAGUGUGCGGCUGGCCGAUGCAUGCCACCAGUCGAAGGAUCUACUGGAGCAGAUCGGCUAAAGAUGGUGUUCAGUGAUAGUGCUAAGAAGCAGCACUGUCCAGGUGCAUUGCAUCAGCUGCAGACAUGCCCUCUGAUCUCUCAUUCACUCAACCCAGACCGGUUGCCGACGUGUGACGAUGAAGUGAAGCAAAUUCGGGAUCCAUUCACUAUUGUUCGUGGAGUGUCUGAUUCUUGCACUUUCGACUCAAAUGCCAUCAUGUUUGCGGAUUCAGAAGGUCAAUGUCCCUGCGGAUUGAUCUCUAAACACGGAAAGUGCUUCGAACCAGACCUUCCAAGCGAUGAUCUUUAUGACCUGUUCUACCCUUGCAACGAAAUAGUGAGAGGGUUCAUAGAGGAUGUGAUUGAUACCAACUACACUGGUGCAGCUGAUUGCGAGGCAAACCCACUCGGCGCAAUGAUGAACGGCGAAGACUGUCCUUUCAACGCAACCACGAAGCUCUUGUUUGCAUUGCCUUGUGAAGAAGCGUGCCACAUCUUGAAUGCUGGUAGCGCGGAUGCUCAACGAACGAGACGAGAAGCUGCUGCUACGAAAGCGCCGGAUGCGACAGUGCUGAGGAAUUUAAACGACAAGUGUGGCGCCAUGAAAUUCCGAAAUCUCUCGGAUGAUACAGCGAAGUGCGCCGCGGCAGCUCAGGCCGUAGCAGACCUCCAAAAUUUGGUUGGCAGUGAAGAUUUAUGUGAAAAAGCCCUGGACUACGGCCGCUGCCCGAAUUUGGUGGUACAAAUGCUAGAAGGGAUGGAAGGCGUGACUGUUCCAACCACAGCAAAUUUGGACACCGCCUUCAGAAGUUGUCUGGAUACUUUGGAAGUUUCGGACAGUUUGAGACAGCUCAGCAACAAACUGGAAGGCGAAAUGGACGGUGCCACUUUGGAAAGCUGGUGUCCAGACAUCGAAAACAUCAUGACAAAGGCAGCGAAUGACCUUGCAGGAAAUCUUCCUAAGAUGGCUAUGGAGCACAUCUUCUUUGGAGUUUUCAAGAGCAACUGCGCAUCCUAUGUCAACGAGACCAGCUACUGUAAGCUGGCCGCUAUUUUGGAAGCUCUAAAGUCCAGAUCGAACGAAGACUUCCAUGACUUGAAGAUGUUCAACGAGACAUUCUACAAUGAAGACAUCAAGACCUCAAUCUGUUCAUCUGUAGCUGAGUGUGCUGUGUCUCCGGAGGACAUUGUCGAAUUGGUCUGCGCCGUAGACGAGAACAAUGUUGAUGCAGCAAAACUCGGAUGCUUGUCAAAGUUUCGCUACAAUUUGAACCGGAAAUGCGAUAACCAGGAACCAAUCCAGGACAAGUUGGCCCAGUUCAGCUGCGCCAAACUGGAUGAACUUCUCAAACCUUCCAAUGCAGAAAAGCUGCAAGAGAAGGUAUGCAACUGCACUGUUUGUGACGAGGGGCAAACAGCUUCGGACUUCGGAGUGGGUGCUAUGGGGGUGUGCAAGUCAUUCUGUCCCAGCCGAGUCGACGUCAGCAGCGCCGCCGUUCGAGCGGCGGAUGAUGCUUCAUUGGAAGGUGCCAUCAACGAGGACGGAGAAGUCGUGCCAUCUGCUGUGUGCGUAGAUGGUUUGUGCACAGGAGAACUUGCUUCUGCAAUUGCGAUGACAUGCUGCGUGAACGAUCUCGAUGGUCUGACUAGAAACGAUGACAAUGCCAGAAGAGUCUUAGAGGCUGCAAUGAUCCCAACUAGAGGCGACACUGCUGCCGAGGAGUCAAACAGAAUGCGACAAGCUCAGGAGUUCGUCGGAGAUAUUUUGAACCAGCUUGUUGGCGCAGCCUUGACUACUAAGAUUGGUGAAUUUGUAACCGAUCCUGAUUUAUUCGACGCACUUCAGCCUAAUUUCAGACGGCAAUCUGACGCUUCAACUUUCGGAUGCACUUUCGACGUUGCGAGCUGUUCAUUUGAUUGCACCAAUGAGCCCGAUAUGACAUUUGCCUGUGGAAAUGUGGGAAAGAACUUCUGCGAGGAUUUGGUUUCAAUCAAACAAAACACCGACACCAACUCGGAUUGCUCCUACGCAGAUAUAGUGAAGGCGUAUGGGGAGGGCGAGGGUGUUGACAACGGACGAAUUGCCUCUUUCUGCUUCGUCAACGAAGAAUCCAUCGCAGAAGUCGAAGCUACCGUAGUCUGUCGAGACUUCCUGGCUGAUAGCGGCAUCUGCGAAGUGGCUGAAGUUUGCCCCAAGAUGGCUAAGACUCUGGGUGUGAUGGCGGGUUGCAUUGACGAGGAGCUACAGGAAGAUUGCGGUGCUCUUACUAAGACUCUCGAGUUCUCGGACGAGACCAACUACACCUGUUCCCAAAUAGUGGGUAUGAUCAACGGAAAAGGCGCAUCCGUGAACCCAGCCAGGUGUGUUUACGAAGAUGAUAGUUACAACGAACUUCUCAAACUGGCCGAUAUGCUGUUCACACAAUGUGCUGAUUCAGACGUGGAGAUACUCGCUCAAAUGAUUGAUGAAGUUGCAAACGGAUUAUGCUGCGUAUUCCCUCUGCAAGCACUAGAGGCUUUAGAAAACCAGCUGGAUCUUCUGGAGGAACUGGCACCCUACUGCAGUCAUUGCGAGUUUAACCCAAAACAAAAAGCAGUCCUAGGACCAGUCCUUUUGAACACUUUCGCUGGGCCAUCUGGAAAACUCUGUGCAAAUGGUGCAUUCACCCUCAAGGAUAAUGUUUCAAGCGAAAUUGUGGGCGGGUGGGCUCCUGCUAUUGCCUCUCUCGACGCUCAAUUCCCAGCUUCCAUCCUGGAGCAAUGCCCGUUUGAUAUGGCCGAAUGGAUUUCGGAAUCCGUCGACGAAGACUUUCUCUCAGAGGAACUGCAAGAAUGCUUCUAUAAUUUGAACGAGGAGGGUGUACCUGCGCGCAUGAAGGCCGCCAGAGACAUCGUCAACAAAACUCUGGUUGAGGACUUCGACGGAGUCGUAAACUACGAAUUCCUCUGCAACAUGGACUGCAAAACAAUGGCUAUGGCCUCCCACCCUGAAGUAGUUGCAAAACUUGAAAACCUUGCGGAUAAUGAAGACUUGUUGAGAGCUAUGAAGGAUAGGUGCCUCUCAUGUUACCCCCCAUUCGCUGCUGCGACGAACCAGGAAAUGCUCGCGUUCCGAUCGUCUCUGUGCAUCGCUGCUCUCAAGGAUUUGGACGCGACUUCUGAUGCUGAAGAUAUGUGGAACUUGUUGAUGGAUGCUCCUAUGAUGCUGGAAGGGUGUGUGUCGGACGUUGCUGAACUGAUAUUCGAAAAUGUGCAGGCCAUCUCUUUACCCAGUCCAAAUUUCAUGAAAUUCUUCACCAAUGGAGUUGCGCGAGGUUUGCUGCGGGAUAAGAUGAUCGAAUUGUCUGCAUCCGGUGGGGCUAAGAGAGCCAAGCGAAAUGCAGGUGAUGACUGCAGCGGAGUCACAACCGCUGACCUGGUGAACUUUGGCGACACUUUGUGCACGCUGUCCGCAGCUUGUGUUGCCUCUAUUCCCGCUAAUGUUCUUGUCAACAUGGGUUCUGACGCGGAGAACCCGAUGAUCACUCAAGACUGCCUGCAGAACCCCUCCAUUUUCGAUGAAUUUCUGACCAGAUUCAAAGAGGCCGAAGUGUAUGGACCAGUAGCCCAAUGGGGCGAUGAAAUCACGAAUGUCGGAAACGCUGCCGUUGGUCUGACUUCGGUUGAGCUGAACUCGAUGGAUGCUGCAAACAUGGCAAUCAUUGCGCCUUCCACAUUUGAACUUUUGGACAUCAAUGUUCUCGCGGGUUUGGAUCAGUCACACUUGGAUGAGUUGACCAGUUCGCAGUUGAGGACCAGGACCCAGGCGGAGGUUGAAGGCACUCUGGGACUGACAUACCCCACCCUCACGUCGGACUCCAUCCCAGACCCACCAAGUGCAGGCAACACUCCUCGAUGCUUGCCAGCAGUGGUCAUGGGAUCGAUCCUCGCACUGGUCUUCCACUUCCUCGUUCUGUGAAGAGGUCAAAACCUGGUGUACAAAAAGACUACUGGCACCAUUUCAACUUCAAACCCUCUGACUACUAACCAGGAAAAUCCGAUACCAUCGACGAAAACUGACUGUUUGACAAUUUUUACCACUCUACUAACGGGAUUCGAAACUUCACUUAUUUUGACUGCGAAUAAUGCGAAAACUAACUACAAUUCAAAUUUACUCCAACAAGACAGAUCAAUUCAACCAAGAAAAGUAAGAAAAAAGUAAAAAAAAGUUCCUAAAAACUGAAAAGAAAAUUUUGUUCUUGAAAGCUGCAAAGAAUUGACAAAUCAGACAAGCGAAAUACGAAAUUUUGUGCUUUAAAUUUGUUAAUAUUCGACUCAAUUAUUUUGAUCAAAAAGAUUUUCAUUAGUCGUAUAAUUAUGGUACUUGGAAAAUCAUUUGGAAAUGAGAAUGAAAUUAUAAAAAGUGUUCUGAGUACCAAAAUUCCAAAAUUAUGAAGUGUUAAUCUUAUAAAGUGUGAAAGUUGGAAUUGUGUUUCUGUUAAGUAAGAUUAAAAAAAGAUAAAUUGAAUAUAAAAUUUUUGAUCAAUUGUACAUAUGUCCAAUUGUAAAUAAUUUGGCAGCAAGCGUUUUAUCGGCUAA